Messenger RNA from Stegostoma tigrinum, 2239 nucleotides. RefSeq names its product apoptosis inducing factor mitochondrion associated 1 (gene aifm1). The record is from RefSeq and is a predicted model, not a curated record. Bases 149 to 2008 code for a protein of 619 amino acids. Gene Ontology annotation, molecular function: FAD binding; protein dimerization activity; NAD(P)H oxidase H2O2-forming activity. The transcript is spliced from 17 exons. Gene Ontology annotation, biological process: mitochondrial respiratory chain complex assembly; apoptotic process. Lineage: Eukaryota; Metazoa; Chordata; Chondrichthyes; Orectolobiformes; Stegostomatidae. Gene Ontology annotation, cellular component: cytoplasm; mitochondrion.
ACGUGUCUGAUCGGCGCCUGCGCGGAGACGGAGGGCCGGCUGAAGUUUGUGAGGGGGUGCGAGACGGCAUUUUCUUUGUAGCGGUUGGGGGCGUGUGUUGUGGAUGAUGGCGGGGUAACGAGAUUGACUGACCGAUCGAGCCGGAACCAUGCUGCGGACCAGGGCGACAUGGCAGACGCUACUGCCGCUGAGCAGAGCGGCGUCGGUGCUAGUGAGGGGUAGCGCCAGGAAACGAGGCUCUUUGUUACAACGAUGGAAGCUUCCCAUAGACCAUCAAAUGAACAGACAAAUGGCUAGUGGCAUUGAACCUCAUGGCUCAGGCACAAUUUAUUUUGUGCUUUUUGGCUUGACAAGUUUAGGAGCUGGUGCAUAUGUAUAUAGGACAAUAAAAGAAGAUCGAGAAAGGUACAAGGAAAGAGUAGCAGAAAUACUUUCAAGAUCAACUUCAGAAAAGAAAUCUGAAGAAUUGUCAACAAAAAGUGAGAAAGAAGAGGUGGUGCCGGCAGAUAAAGCAUCAAUAGUUACGCCAGUCAGUGCUAGGCCUGACAUCCCAUCUCAUGCUCCUUAUCUUCUGAUUGGUGGUGGAACUGCUUCAUUUGCAGCAGCUAGAUCUAUCCGCGCUCGAGAUCCUGGAGCAAGGGUCCUGAUCGUUUCAGAAGAACCAGAUUUGCCUUAUAUGCGGCCACCACUUUCAAAAGAGUUGUGGUUUUCUGAUGACUCCAGUGUACCAGAAACAUUGAGAUUUAAGCAAUGGAAUGGAAAAGAGAGAAGCAUUUUUUUCCAGCCCCCGUCUUUCUAUGUCAGUCCUCAAGACUUGCCUUUUGUGGAGAAUGGAGGAGUAGCAGUGUUGACUAGCAGGAAAGUCUUACACAUGGACGUCCGAGGGAAUAAAGUAAGAUUGGACAAUGGUUCCGAAAUUACUUAUGAUAAAUGUUUAAUUGCAACAGGCGGUACUCCACGUAACCUUCCAGCACUUGAAAGAGCAGGAGAAGAGGUGCAAAAGCAAACCACUCUAUUCAGAAAGAUAGAAGAUUUUAAAUCAUUGGAGAAGAUUUCAAGAAAUGUUCAAUCUAUUGUCAUUAUUGGUGGUGGAUUCCUGGGUAGCGAAUUGGCCUGUGCUUUGGGAAAACGUGCACGGAACACAGAACUCGAGGUGAUUCAGAUAUUUCCAGAGAAAGGAAACAUGGGCAAGAUUCUCCCAGAAUACCUCAGCAAUUGGACAACUGAGAAAGUAAGGAAAGAGGGUGUUAGUGUCAUGCCCAAUACAGUUGUGAAAUCUGCAAAAUAUCAAGAUAAGAAAGUUAUUCUGACACUUAAGGAUGGGCAAACAAUAAAGACUGAUCAUGUUGUUGCGGCAGUGGGCCUUGAGCCUAGUGUGGAAUUAGCAAAGUCAGCAAGGAUGGAGGUGGACUCAGAUUUGGGUGGAUUUAGAGUAAAUGCAGAAUUGCAAGCCCGUUCAAAUAUUUGGGUGGCUGGAGAUGCUGCUUGUUUUUAUGAUCUUAAAUUGGGAAGGAGGCGUGUGGAACACCAUGACCAUGCUGUUGUGAGUGGCAGGUUGGCUGGUGAGAACAUGACUGGAGCUGCAAAGCCUUACUGGCACCAGUCAAUGUUUUGGAGUGACUUAGGUCCUGAUGUAGGAUAUGAAGCCAUUGGUAUUGUAGACAGUAGUUUACCUACUGUGGGAGUAUUUGCUAAGGGGACUGCUAAGGACACCCCCAGAGCUGUGACACAGGAAUCUGGGACAGGAAUCCGUUCAGAAAGUGAAACCGAAGAAGUAGCCACUUCUGUAAAUGUAUCUGCUGGUGCUGCUUCUUCAGCUCAUCCACCUCAGGAAGGCGAGGACUAUGGAAAAGGUGUCAUCUUCUACUUGAGAGACAAAGUGAUUGUGGGAAUUCUGUUGUGGAAUAUUUUUAAUAGGAUGCCAAUUGCCAGAAAGGUCAUUAAGGAUGGCGAAGAACAUGACGACCUCAAUGAAAUUGCGAAGUUGUUCAACAUUCAUGAAGAUUAGAAUGCCCAAAGUUUAACUGUGUAUAUAAGAGUCUAGAUUUUUUUAAAAUUGUAAGCAUUCUUUCAUGCAGGAAAUCAAGACCUUGAAUUUUCAGAGAAUGAAAGUAAUAUUUUGUGAACUUUCCCAUGAUCUACAAAUUGACUGAGUAAAAAUAUUUGUACCAUGUGCACACAAUAAUCAAGAUUUUCUGAACUAAAUAUUAAAUGUAAAAAAACUGCAUUUCAAAACAUA